Neocloeon triangulifer is the source of this 2301-nucleotide messenger RNA. It is a transcript of the gene mRNA-cap, whose product is annotated as mRNA-capping enzyme. Gene Ontology annotation, biological process: protein dephosphorylation; 7-methylguanosine mRNA capping. Lineage: Eukaryota; Metazoa; Arthropoda; Insecta; Ephemeroptera; Baetidae. The transcript has 11 exons. The record is from RefSeq and is a predicted model, not a curated record. Gene Ontology annotation, molecular function: mRNA guanylyltransferase activity; mRNA 5'-triphosphate monophosphatase activity; ATP binding. Bases 269 to 2092 code for a protein of 607 amino acids.
UAAAUAUGGCCGCACACACUGAGUGAAAUUCUGUCAACAUUAGCAAAUUCUUCAUCUGCUUGCGCCCUUCCUCGAAGUUGCGCAAUAAUAUUUAGUAAAAUCUUCAACUUAAGGUUAUAAUCUUUGAGAAAAAUCUCAUUCUGCGGCAUCUUCACAAGGCAAAAGUCUAAAACCGAGCGUCGCAGCCGUGCCGGAAUCCAAAACGGUCUGCGUCGUCGAACGUUGACGUUUUGCUACCUUUCACUCUUUGUAGCUGACACAGAUUAGGAUGAGCUAUAACAAUGACAGAGAUCCUGGACCGAUUCCGCCUCGGUGGCUCCAUUGUCCGAGGAAAUCAUCGGCUCUAUUUGUGAACAAAUUUAUUGCUUUCAAAACUCCUCUUGACGCAAGAUUUGAUGGCCAAGUCAGCCUUGAAAACCGUUUUCCCCCCAGCAUGUUAUUUGACUCUCUGAAGAGCUACAAGUGUGAGCUGGGACUUUGGAUUGAUCUGACAAACACUACGAGAUUUUACGACAAAGAAGAAGUCAUGAAGAGAGACUGCAAGUACGUCAAGUUGUCCUGUCGUGGCCACGGAGAGACACCUUCACUUGAACAGACUGAUGUUUUUAUCAAAAUGUGCAAAAAUUUCAUAGCACAGAACCCCCUGAAAGCCAUUGGUGUGCAUUGCACCCAUGGCUUCAACCGAACGGGUUUUAUGCUGAUUGCAUAUGCCGUGACUGAAAUGGACUGGAGCCUUGACUCAGCCGUGCAGGCUUUCAGCAGAUGCAGAGAACCCGGAAUUUACAAACAGGAUUACCUGUUAGAACUUUAUAAACGAUAUGAUGACAUAAGCGAUGUUUUGGCUGCUCCCGAGAGACCUGCUUGGUGUUAUGAGGAUGAAGGCGAGGAUGAAGAUGAGCCAGAAGAAGGAUUAAAGCACACUAGUUCUAGCAAUGGACAACGAAAGCGCGACAAAGUUUCGAAGAAAAAUCCAGUUUUCAUGGAGGGAGUUGGUGGAGUUAUCGCAAUCACAGAGCAGCCAAUGCUUCAGAAUCUGCAGUGGAAAUUCCAAGACUUCUGUCAUUGGACAUCGACUGGCUUCCCUGGAUGUCAACCUGUAUCCAUGGAUCAGACAAAUAUAUUCAAAUUGAAAAAGCCUUACAUGGUUUCCUGGAAGGCUGACGGCACUCGCUACAUGAUGAUGAUUUUGGGCAGGGGUGAGGUCUACUUUGCUGACAGAGACCACUGUAUUUUCAAAGUGGAGGGCCUCACUUUCCCCCAUCCUAAUGACAAGGAAUUCAGGAGACACUUGUCAAACACAGUUCUUGAUGGGGAAAUGGUUAUCGACCAGGUUAUUGAAAAAAAUGAGGCUGGUAUUCCAGAGCAAAAAGCAAUUCCUAGGUACUUGGUCUACGACAUUAUCACAUGCGAUGGAGACGAUGUUUCGCAAUUGCCAUUUAGAAAAAGAUAUGACUGUAUAGAGAAAAUGGUCAUCAAUCCUCGGCGAGGUGCCAUAGCUAAGGGAAUAAUCAGGAGAAACGGUGAGCCUUUUGGCCUGCGGCGGAAAGACUUCUUUGAUAUUCAUUCUACCAAGUCAUUACUGGGUGAAAAGUUCAGGAAGAGUUUGUCUCAUGAACCUGACGGUCUCAUCUUCCAGCCCAGGGAAGAUCACUAUGUAACUGGUAGAUGUGAUGAUGUUCUGAAAUGGAAACCAUCCUCUCACAACUCGGUUGAUUUCAAACUGAGUGUAGUUCAGCAAGAAGGCGAAGGAUUGGUGAAAAAGAAAAUUGGAUUGCUUUUCUGUGGUGGGCUUUCUGCACCAUAUGCACAAAUCAAGGUCAGCAAGGCUGUCAGAGACUUGGAUGGUAAAAUAAUUGAGUGUCGAUUGAAUGAGAAACAAGAGUGGGAACUCAUGAGAGAAAGAACUGACAAAUCAUACCCAAAUGCAUACUCCACUGUCCAAGGUGUGAUGAACAGCAUCUUGAACCCAGUCACAACAGAAUAUCUUCUAGAAUUCAUUCAAAUCAACUGUCCCAAACCUCCGCAGCAGCAAAAAAGGCCGUCAACAACAGAGCAAAAGCUCAUGCCUCCUCCAAAGCUCGCCAGAUUUUAAGCUACACAACAAUUUUUACCUUUUUUUUUAUUUAUAUCGUUGACUACAAAAUGUGCAGUUUAUUGCUCACUCACAUAAAAUACAUCAGUACCUUUCUGAGGAAAAUAAUUUAUCCGACUGCUUUUCAAUUGAUUAUUUUCAAUAUCACUCAAUUAUUGAAAUACAAAUGAACUGAUAGGUAAGAAAUUAAAUGCAUCAAUUUUUCUGAG